UAUUUUAUUUGCUUGCAGGUGCAGUAAUUGUCGGAAGUGUGGAUGGGAACCGGAUAUGGGGCAAGGAGCUGAAGGGGCAACAUCUAAUGGGUGUUGAAUGGUCACCUGAUUCUUGCCUGCUUCUAUUUUCACUUCACAAUGGUGAAGUUCAUGUCUAUGAUAAUACUGGAGGGUUUGUUAGUCGGUUGAACAUCCAGUGCUUAGGAACCAUGGGCUUGGGGGCCAUGGUUGUUGGACUUACCUGGUACAAUGGACGUAAUGGCUAUGUUGAACCAGAUUGUCCUACAUUAGCCAUAUGUUAUGAUAAUGGAAGAAUGCAGAUAAUGCGUAAUGAGAGUGAUGAUGUGCCAGUGUUAAUAGACACUGGAAUGAGUGUUUGUGCAUGCCAGUGGAACCAUAAUGGAAGUGUUAUGGCUGUGGCUGGUACCCUUCAUCUCUCUACUGUGGGGGAGAAGGACUGCAAUGUUGUCCAGUUUUAUACUCCCUUUGGUGAGGUAAGACAUGUUCAAAACAAUCCACAAUAUUUCCUGUUUUUGAAGAAAUUUAUUUUGUAAUUGCUAAAACAAACAACCUUUUUAACUUUAAUGAAUUUGUAAAAAGGCUGUUUUAAGGCAGUGCUUCUGUUAACCCAUCAUUAGGGAUGUGAAGUUACAAGAUUCUAUUUUAUAUGAAUAUUAGUUAUGGGAAAACAGUAUUUUUGUUCAAGCUCGGAAUGCGACUUCAG
Molecule: messenger RNA, 724 nt
Organism: Homarus americanus (American lobster)
Lineage: Eukaryota; Metazoa; Arthropoda; Malacostraca; Decapoda; Nephropidae
Product: WD repeat-containing protein 35-like
Exons: 3
Coding region: 87-554 (155 amino acids)
Biological process (GO): intraciliary retrograde transport; non-motile cilium assembly; protein localization to cilium
Cellular component (GO): non-motile cilium; intraciliary transport particle A
Molecular function (GO): protein binding
Source: RefSeq, a predicted model, not a curated record